UGUUGCUGCCGCUUUUCAGGCGUGAGAAAAAUGUUAUCCGCCAGCUCGCGUCGGAGUCUCCAGCAGUAAUUUCAAUUCAAAUGCAAAACUUCAUUAGACAGUGGACCGGACACUUGCCAUAAGUUCAAAAGGUUGUGUGAGCCAUGAUCUGAAGAGUGAAGUCUGAAUUCUGUCUGCACUCGCAUACAUACAAUUUGUACAUGCUUCUCUCAUACACACAGAUAAUGUCGCAGUCUGAAAUGUGCGUAUCCGUCUGGGACUGGUUGAGUGUACUUCACCUAGAACAGUAUUCCGAGGUAUUCAGAAAUGCCGGGCUGGUGACGUUACCGGAAUGCCGGAACCUGACUCCAGAUCAGCUGGACAAGAUGGGAAUCACCCUGCCGGGACACCAGAGGCGCAUCCUGGCCAGCCUGCACAAAACACACCUUCCGCAUGCCAGCACACACAGUGAGACACACCCUGAGAGAGUGGAGGGAGAAAUGGCAUGUCCCAAACCGUUGCCAAGAGACAGACCCGUGCCUGUCCCCCCAGGAGAGAGACCCAAUCUGAAAGAGAGGGAGAGAAGACAAGGAGAUGGAGAAGUGAAGCCUGUACCCAGAGAAAGGGAGAAGCCAGUCCCGAGGGAGAGGGUAGUGUCCCGGCUGAAGGAAGAGAGUAUAGAGACUGGAGAGAGGAAGCCAGUUCCUAACGAGAGACCAGCAACAGUUGGAGCAGGAAAGGAUGGGGAGAGGGAUGGAAGGAUGGAUGGAGAAAAGGAGAAGCCGGUGCCUAAAGAAAGAACCAAGUACCGCACUGCUCCCCCUUUGGAUUUUCACCCAAACCCACUUCUCUCUCCCACUUCAGACCCCCCGUUACCUCCGAUCCCCCCACGGAGCAUGCCGAACUGCCCCCCACAGCGCUUCACCUCCACUCUCAGCCCCUCAUCCCCGUCUCACACCCCUACCUCGCCCAAACUGGACCGCCGUGUGGCUCAAGCCCCAGCUGUCCCGAGCCGAUCCCCCCCACACAGUUCCACCACUACCCCUACACACAGCCCUCUCCACCCUCCUACUUUCCCCCCCCUCCAAACUCGGCCUCAGACGUUAGCUUUUCAGCAGGGAACCGGUGACACAGCGAGGAAAACAUCACCCGUUUCCCCCAUCACCUCCCUUGUCUCCACUUCCUCCUCCUUGUCUUUCUUCUCAGCAGAGACGGGCGAAGACAGGAGUGCACCACCCCUCCCUCCAAAAUCUGGGGCAGGACCAAAAGCCCCUCCACCAAUCCCACGACGGCUUCCUGUGCAGCCUGCCAGGAGUGCUCCCUCUCACAGCCCUCCUCGCAGCAAGACAGCCAUUGAUGAGACGCAGAUAGAGCAAACUCCACACGUCCCACCCCGCAUCAGGACGUCCCAAACAGCAGAGAGCACACAAGAAAAGACGCAGAAACCAGCGCAGUCUGACACAAAGCCGGCUCCAGCUAGGAAGGUCCCCCAGCCUCCUCUUGAGAAAAGGUCAGACUCAGUCAGUGACUCUGAUGACUAUGAGGAUCCAGACUUGUUUUGCCCUAGUGUCCCUCCAAUGAAUUCAUCAGACAAGGAUUUGUUCCUGUCAGUGCCUAGGCAGCCAAAAUGCCGGUACAGCUCUUUGUACAGCGAUGAUGAGCUGCUAGAUGAUGACGAACCAAACACCAACCCUGCUGACUCGUGGCAGGACCUUGGGAUUAACACGGCUCAAGGCAGUGUGUACCUGCCAGCCGCAGGCAGACUGCCCCCACCCACCAAGGAAGAAAAUUCCCAUCAGUCUGCUGUCAUCAAGGCGGGCUGGCUGGACAAGAAUCCACCACAGGGGGCGCUUUAUUACCAGAGACGAUGGGUGAAGCUCGAUGUUGACUACCUGAGAUACUUUGACACUGACAAGGAGGUGUACUCUAAGCGGAUCAUCUCCACAGCCUUCAUCACUAAUGUGAGCAGUGUGGGAGAGCUGAAGUUUGAGGUUGUCACACACAACCGCACCUUCCUCUUCAAGGCUGAGAGUGAAGCUGAGAGAAAUGCCUGGGUGGCUGUGCUGCAGGACUGCACCAAGGGACGCCAGCGCAGCAGCAUCGUGAACCCCCUCUCACCUUUGACCCCAGACUAUCAGGGCUAUCUGGAGCUCAGAGGGCUGCGCUCCAAACUCUACACUGUUGUUGUGUCAGAUAAGGUCUUCCUCUACAAAAACAUGGAGGAUUACCGUAUAGGAGUGGGCAUCACGUCCAUCGAUAUGAAUGUAGGGAACGUUAAAGAGACCGACCGACGCAGCUUUGACCUCACGACACCGUACCGCAUAUUCAGUUUCAUCGCCGAGUCGGAGCAGCUCAAAGACCAGUGGGUGGAGGCCAUGCGUGAGGCCAUAGGUGAGGCCCUGUCCAAUAGUGAGGUGGUAGAGCGCAUCUGGGCGGUGCCGAGCAAUGGCUACUGUGCCGACUGCAGGGCAGUGAAGCCGGAGUGGGCCGCCAUCAACUUGUGUGUGGUGGUCUGCAAACGAUGUGCAGGAGAGCACAGAGGACUGGGUCCAAGCAUCUCUAAAGUUCGUAGUCUGAAGAUGGACAGAAAGGUGUGGACAGAGGAACUCAUACAGGUGUUCCUGUUGCUUGGCAACGAGCGGGUGAACAGCUUCUGGGCAGCGAACGUCCCACCCAGUGAGGCGCUGUCGCCCUCGAGCUGCAGUGAUGAGAGACGCCGUUUCAUCACCAACAAAUACCGCCAUGGCAAAUACAGGAAGUACCACCCGCUCUACGGUAACCAGAAAGAACUCAACAACGCGUUGUGUAUAAAUGUGCAGUGCAGUGAUGUGCUGGAGACGUUAAGCCUGGUCUUCUGCGGCGCCGAUGUGAAUUGUUCCACUGGUGUGGUCGAUUGUCCUUCCCCCCUCUCUCUGGCCAGCGCCCACUCUCAGCCCCUACAGGCUGAGUUCCUUAGCCACAAUCUCAACACAGAGUUGCCACGUUCAGAGGUGGGUGGGGCAAUGGAGGCGGUACAUUACUCAGCCCCGCCCUCUGUCUCCUACAAUGGCUUCCUGUUCAAGACUGGGUCCAUGCAACGGCCCCCAGAGAGCAAGGCCCGUGAGGAAUUCAGUCGUCGAUGGUGCACGCUGAAUGACGGCUGCUUCAGCUACUAUGAGAGCGACAAGAACUCAAACCCAAAUGGAUCUCUGAAGGCUGCUGAGAUAGUCUGUUUGGCUGUCAACACACCCAUGAAACAUGGGUAUGACCAUACCUUCGAGCUGUAUUCGAACUCAGAGCGUCUCUAUCUGUUUGGCACUGAUGACGAAGACAGCCACAAGGAAUGGGUGAAGUCCAUUGCCAAGACCUUCAUCCCAGCCAAUGUGGAGCCUUUACUGAGGUUGAGUUUUGAGCGGAUUGGGCGGCUGAAGUAUAAAGAUGGCUUGAACCUGCAAACACCGAAGGUUGGUUGGUUUGCUCUGGUGGGCUCCACACUUCAUGCCUACCUGGAAGACAGCCAGGGGGAGGAGAUCCACCUCCGCAAACUGCAGGAGCUCUCUAUCCAACAAGACAAUGUGCUGGUGUUGGUGGAGAGAGGCAGGACUCUGUACAUUGAGGGAGAGAGGAAGUUGGAUUUUGGUGGCUGGUGUGCGGCUAUCCAGAGGGCAGCAGGGAGCGGAGGGGACACACUGAGCCAGCAGCAGCUCACAGACAAAGACAUACCAGUCAUAGUGCAUAGCUGCAUCGAAUACAUCACACAACAUGGUCUGACAUCUGAGGGGAUCUAUCGUAAGAGCGGGGUAAACUCGCGUGUGGCUGCGCUGUGUGAGGCUUUCCGCUGCGAUGCGCGGAGCGUCCAUCUGAGGGAAGGAGAGCACCAGGUGGACGAUGUCUCCAACACACUCAAACGCUUCUUCAGGGAGUCAGGGGAGGUUGUGUUCACAUCAAACGCCUCCAGGGAGUGGCUCAGUACUGCUGCCCUCCAGGAGGAAAGUAAGAAAAUCUCCCAGUACCAGUUGCUCUUGAGCAGACUCCCUCGUGUCAACCAGGCUACACUAGAAGCCCUGGUCAACCAUCUCUACUGUGUGCAGCGUUUUUCUGAGCUGAACCAAAUGAACAUCCACAACCUGGCCAUAGUGUUCGGUCCCACGCUGUUCCAGGCCGACGGGAAGGACUACACAGCCGGCCGUGUCAUAGAGGACCUCAUACAGCACUACACACACAUCUUUGAGGUGGAUGAGCAGCAGCUGAAGAGACAGCUGGAUGAGAUCACCGCGAUUAUCAAACUGCAUGAGAAACUCAACAACAAAAUUCCUGGCACUGUUUCAGGGCACUUCAUCUGCACAGUGUAUCUGGAGGAAAAGAACGACACAGCAGAGCAGCAUGUCAAGAUCCCUGGCUCUAUGACAGCGGCAGAGCUAACUUGUGAUAUUCUGGACCGGCGCAAGAUACCGGUAAAAGAGAACAACUACUGGAGCUGCUGGGAGGUUAGCGAGAAGGACGAGACAGAGCGUCUGCUGCACCAUCAGGAGCGUGUCUUACCCAUCUUUCACUCCCUCGGCACCGAUUCUUAUCUGCUCAUCAAGAAACACCUCGCCAUGGAGGCAAUGACCGUCUACCUGGCCAGUAAAGUGGACGUGUCCAAACACGGGAUUAUGAAAUACCGAGAGGAGCGGAGCAUCCCGGUAUUAGGACUGUCCUCUGGAAGCUUCAAUGACAGAUACUUCAUCCUCAGCGCUGGCUCCCUCAGAAUGUACAAAGAAGUCAGGAGUAACCGUCCAGAACGUGAUUGGCCCGUAAAGAACCUAAAGGUCUACCUGGGUAUCAAGAAGAAACUCCGUCCUCCCACCUGCUGGGGCCUGACAGUGGUGUAUGAGAGUAAGAAACAAGAUAAACCGGAGAGGCAGCAGUGGUAUCUCUGCUGCGAUACUCAGUCAGACAUGAGGGAGUGGUUUGCUACUUUUCUCAGUAUCCAGUAUGACGGUGAUGUGUGGCCUGUGGACGGGUUACAGCAGACACGCAUGAGCCGUGUGCUCGAUACUCAUCAUGGUAACGUGUCACUGAUACCGCUGCACGGCAGUGAGAAUGAGAUGCGGAACAGCGUAGCAGCUUUCAGCCAAGACGCACUUGCUCUCCUUAGAGAUGUCCGAUAAUGAACUCGUAGAGUAAGGCAGAUGGCUGGCAGAUGCCCUCUGAAGAUCCCAGUGACAUCAUCAUUCUGCAACCGUAGGAACCAGCAAGACACACUCAGGAAGCACAGACACUGCUACGUGGAGUGUGUCCCACACUGCCGUCUGCUCCUACAAAUAUGGACCAAUAAAUAAACAGACAUCAGUAUCAUAUGUAAAAUGGACCCACACUGGGUUGCUUGGAUCUGCAUCGUUUUUAAGCACAAAUGAAUUUAACUCCAUGAAGUGAUGCACAGUGGCUGCCCACUGGCACCAGCUGGGAGCUGUGGCAUGAAAUGAGACAAAAACGGCCAGCAGUGGCCAAGCAGACCAGAUUUAUGGACCACAGUCGCUCUUCAAUACGUCCUACAUUAUCUCCGGCCCAAAGUGCACCGAGUCUGGCGCCCGCCCUGAAACAUUCCACUGUCGUCAUCGGUCGGCGGCACGUGACAUCACCACCGUGUUGCAUUAUGAGACAGAAGCAUGAACAACGUGCUGAGAGAAAACCACGUUUUAUUUUUGCAGAAAUAAAGAUUUAGUCAGGUUAUGAAGGCACUGGCUCAGAGUGCAUAGCAACUGCCCUUUCAUUUUUAAGGCAACAGAUUUUUGAUCCUUUUUUGUAGAAAAUAGAAGUGUUUGUUUGCAUACAGUUGUAGCUGAUUUUUGACAUGCCUCUAAACCCCUGUCUGCGUUGUUCCCCCAAGAACAAUUAUCAGGACAAUCCCUCAGUUUAAAAUGUUUUGUUGCUAAGCAAAGCUGAAGACAUAGAAGGCUGUAACCUGAUUUUCCACAGGGGCUGAGACUGCGACAAGAGACAGUGAUGGAUGACAAAUCAGUGUCUGGCUCUGUUUUCAUACUUAGUGCACCGUGUCAACCAUAGUCAGGUGGUCACAAUUGUGUGUGUGUGUGUGUGUGUGUGUGUGUGUGUUUGUGUGUGUGUCUGUGUCUGUGUCUGUGGACAUUGGCAUAUGUGUGUGUCUUGUGGAUGUGAGUGGGAGUGGAGUGGAGAAAUAUAUGUGUGUGUGAGGAUGGGGUGGUGGGGUCAGUCUCAGACUCGGGCAAAUUGGAUGUCGGAUAUUUAUGGAAUUUUUAACAUCAAGAGAAGGAUUUGAUUCAACGUUCUCUUGUAUGAUACAUCAACUUUUCGGUUUCCCAUCUUCUGUUAAUCAUAGCUCUCCUUUGCCGUUUUUGCUCUGGCCUGAUCAGUAACCAUGACUGUCCCACUGUGCCCUGCUGCACUCUCUCCCCCUCUCAUUACACACUCCUCAGUGUUGCUUCCUCUCUCUAGGUCAUUUGCUAAAGCCUGUGAUACACAGGUAAUUCUUUGAGGUAAUAUGCAUGAGCGGCUCUGCCAGUGAUUAGAACUGGUGGUACUUAAUGGGUUUCAAAUUGUGGAUGAGUCACUUUGGAAUAACAAAUGUCUCCUUUCUCCCUUAUCUAAAGCCCACACUGAUUUUGUUCCAACAAAAUGACAACCAUACCGCCAUACCUGUCACCAUAUUUUUAUAACCCUUUUUUAAAAAAAAUCAUAACUGUAUAAAAACUGGGUGCACAUGGAACAAAUUUAGGAGCAAAAUCUGAAUUUAUUGAAUCCUCAUUUCUGCAGAAACCUAAUCCAAAUUGUCUUACACAUUCAUGUUUUACCUGCCAAAAGCUGCCAGGUGUUAAAUAUUGCCCAUCUUCACUACUUUGUGGUGUUGCCUGUGUACCGGCAAGUCCCCCUCCCCCGUUGUUAAGUGUACUUAUUUAUUUGGACAGCAGAGGGAGCUAUAGGUGCUAAGCUGCUGAACGCAUCUGCUCCAAAUCCUCUGGGAUGACAUCAUGUUCAGCUAAAAAUUUAGCCUCAGUGUAGAAACACUUUUACCUAUGUUUGAAGUAAGUGUGCGUGCGUGCGUGCGUGCAUGUGUGUGUGUAUGUGUGUGAGAGAGAGAGUCAAGAGAAGACUCUGCUCUAUGUAGAAAUGUAAUUAUGUUUUCUCAUGUCUCAGCUUAUAUUUCUCCUCAUUUUACUGAUCUGUGCAUCUGUGAAACUCUAAUAAACAUAUUCAAACAGU
Molecule: messenger RNA, 7179 nt
Organism: Myripristis murdjan (pinecone soldierfish)
Lineage: Eukaryota; Metazoa; Chordata; Actinopteri; Holocentriformes; Holocentridae
Gene: arap1
Product: ArfGAP with RhoGAP domain, ankyrin repeat and PH domain 1
Exons: 34
Coding region: 201-5111 (1636 amino acids)
Biological process (GO): regulation of cell shape; positive regulation of GTPase activity; signal transduction
Cellular component (GO): cytoplasm
Molecular function (GO): protein binding; phosphatidylinositol-3,4,5-trisphosphate binding; GTPase activator activity
Source: RefSeq, a predicted model, not a curated record